AUGGGCAAGCAGAACACCUACCCCUGGCCGGGUGUCAUGACGAGCCCGAACCACAACGCUACAAACUUUCUCGGUCACGAUCUUUCUUCUAUGAGCGGCGCGCCCGGGUCCGAAGCUGAAUACGGCGGCGCGGCGCGAUCGAGGUCCCGAACUGGCAGCCCGCAGGGACAUCACGUCCUCACCCCCGAGCAGCGAGAGCUCAAAAGGCAGAUGGACCAGGUGCGAAGAGACAACAAGUCUGCCUCUCGAUUCCGAAGAUCCAACAGCAACACCUACCUUCCAGACGCGUCUUCGGCGAUGAACGUGCCCAUCUACACAUCCUCCAUGGCCCCCAUUUCGCUUCUCGCAGAGCCCGCGAACUCUGUUCCGACCCAGAGCUACCUGUCCCCCUAUGCGCAACCGCUGGCAGAGCAGGACGCGGGAUCCAUGUCCAACGUACCAAUCAUCGGACUCUGCUUACGGCCCCCUCGAUCCGCGUCUUAUUCCACAGGGAGUGACCCGAACCUCAUGUAUCCCAUGGGCGCCGGAAUGCCCGGAAACGGUGUUCCUCUGAGCGGCCAUGAGUCGGGCCAGGUUAGGGUUGUUCAAACGCGGCCAAAGCCGCAAUGUUGGGAGCACGGAUGCAACGGACGACAGUUUUCUACUUUUAGCAACCUCCUUCGGCACCAGCGAGAAAAGUCGGGUCAAGCAUCGAAAGCGACGUGUCCUAACUGUGGCGCCGAGUUUACGAGGACAACUGCUCGAAACGGACACUUGCUCCAGGGCAAGUGUAAGAAGAGGGGCGCUUCGGAUGACGCUGGCCAACCGUUGUCUAGGUCGCCAUCAGCGUCUUCGCUAGCCGAUGAUGUGCGCCAACUCCACGAUCCAGCUCUAAGGGACUAG
This is a messenger RNA of Parascedosporium putredinis, 882 nucleotides long. The record is from the annotation of a GenBank genome assembly. Lineage: Eukaryota; Fungi; Ascomycota; Sordariomycetes; Microascales; Microascaceae.